AUGAGUCGACGCAAGGUCUUCAUGCAAUACGUGGACGCGAUUCCAGACAGCUCGAUCAAGGACCACCUUUACAAGCGGGCGGGCAAGACCACCGAUAUCCAGGCAUUCCGAGAUCGCACCGGCAAGAAAAAUUUCCACUUCGACGUCCAGGAGUUCACAAAGGCCGAACCCAACGGUGACCAGUGGCAUGUUCUUGAGGUUCAGGGCGCGUAUAGCGCAUUAUCGAAAUCCGUCGUAAAGAGUGGGAAGGGCGGCAACCAAGCCAAAACGUCUACCUACGCUAUGCUGCGAGUACAUCGCGAUGCCGACCCAAGUCCAUUGGACUUUAAGGAGGCGCUGAAAUCGGCGGGCUCGCGGUGUGACGAGAAAGAGGAGAGGGGCGAGGAAACUUGUCCCAUGGCCUUGACCGUUAGCAUCUACGCCAACAAUCAGUGGAUCAAUGAACACACCGGGGACCGAGGCGGACCAGCCUACCAGCCGCCGCAGCUGACAAUCACGGAUCCGUUGGACGACCUCGAGGACGGCGAUUACAACGAGGCUACGAUGAAGGCAGCAUUCGCCGAAGCAAAGCGAGGGAAGGAGAAACUGCAGAGCGAUAUCCAGCAGAAGAACGAUGCGCACGAUGACAUGGAAAAGAAACGCGCCGAGGAUAUCGCGGCUAGGACUGCGAACAGAAAUCUGGAAAAGGGCAAGGGGAAGGGCAAGGGCAAGGGCAAGGAAACAUCUGGGUAUAAGUAG
Molecule: messenger RNA, 738 nt
Organism: Coniosporium apollinis CBS 100218
Lineage: Eukaryota; Fungi; Ascomycota; Dothideomycetes
Exons: 1
Coding region: 1-738 (245 amino acids)
Source: RefSeq, a predicted model, not a curated record